AUGUCAACUGAACCAGGAGCUACAGCUCCUCCUCCAGCUUCUACUGGAGCUCAAGUUCCAAAACCUAAGAAGAAGUCCAGUUCAAAGAACUCUUCUGAAGCAUCUCCAGCUCCAGCUGCUGCUGAAGGUGAAGAAAAACCAAAGAAAAAGAAGAAGGCUAAGAAACCAAAAGCUCCAAAGGACGCUGAAGGUGGUGAAACAGAAACUUCUAUCUCUACUGCUACUCCCCCUACUAGUGCAGAGGGAGAAAAGAAACCAAAAAAGGCUAAGAAACCAAAGAAAGCUAAGAAGGAUUCUGAAGUUAGUGAAGAAGGUUCUGUAACUCCAACAACUGAAGAAGGUAAAAGUGAAAAGAAAUCAAAGAAGACUAAGAAGGAUAAGAAACCAAAGAGUACAGCUUCUUCUGAAGCACCAGCCGAUAAUGAAACUACUACUGCUGAAAAGAAGGCUAAGAAGGAUUCUGAAGUUAGUGAAGAAGGUUCUGCAACUCCAACAACUGAAGAAGGUAAAAGUGAAAAGAAAUCAAAGAAGACGAAGAAGGAUAAGAAACCAAAGAGUACAGCUUCUUCUGAAGCACCAGCCGAGGAUGAAACUACUGCUGCUGAAAAGAAGGCUAAGAAGACUAAGAAGGCCAAAAAACCAAAGGAAGAUAAGAAAGGAACUUCUGUUGCUGCUACCUCUACUUCUGUUCCCGGUACAGCCCCAUCCCAAUUAAACAUCCCAGUUUCAAGUGAAGCUUUUGAUUUAACUCACGUUAAACCAUCUAAGGAAGCUCCAUCUGAAGAAAAAGAUGGUUUCAAAUUACACCCAAGAGUUGAUUACGGUACCAAAGGUACUAAAGUUGAUAUUUUGACUAACCAUAUCUUAAUGGCUGUUGGUGAUGAUGCCAGUCCCGAUGAAAGAUCUUCUGAAUUGGACCCAUGGUGGAAAUCUGCGUUUAUCUUCACUUAUCGUAUUGAUUUUAAUCCACCUCCUCCAUCUGGUCCACGUAGAGGACCUCCACCUGCUUUAUCUAAACCAAAAAAAUUCGAAUUAUUAGAAGCUUUAUUCCAUGAAGAUGAAACUUUAUAUAAAUAUAAAGAUCGUAUUGCUUUCAAUGGUGAAGAUACUUUAUACUCUCAUGUCCCAUUAGAAGAAUUCACGUUAUUUGAUGGCUGUUGGGACGUUAGUAACAAACAAAAAAAGAAGAAGGCUACUGUUGCUGGUUUAAAUACAAAAUCAGCUGAAGAAUUAGAUGAAUUAACUUCUCAAAUUACAUUGAAAUUUGUUGCUAAAGUUGGUUUAGCUGAUAUUUACAAAGCUACCACCUCUAAAAACCCGGAAGAACAAGAAAAUAAAAUGGCUAACACUGAUAAAGCUGUCCUAUUGUCAUUAAUGGGUGUUAAAUUCUUAAACACUGACGAACAAAUUUAUCAAUUGAACGGUAAUAAGUUCUUCAUUUUCAAUGAACGUACUAUUGCUACUCCUUUCCAAAUUGGUGGUUUCUUAAUGCAUGGUUUCACAGUUUCCUUAAGAUAUGCGUAUGGUUCUGUCUUAUUAAAUGCCAUCAAUGUUUGCUUACCAUUCGUUAAAUGGACCAAAUAUUUACCAGGUGAUCCUAAAUUCAAAGAAAAUGCUAAGACUCAAUACUCUUUACUUGAUUGGAUUAUUGAAUGUUAUCAACAAGCUAAUUCAAGAAGAGGACAAAAGCCAAGAGGUCCACCAACUUCUAAGGACAUUAACUUUUUUGUCGACAAAAAUAGAGACAUUCAAGAUUUAUUGAAAGGUUUGAAAGUUUAUAGACCUUAUAUCAACUAUAGUGUCAAUCCAGAUGGUACUCCAAAACCACCAAGAAGAAUGCAACCAAAGGGGAUUGUUGGUUUCGCCCGUGAAACACCAGAUUCUUUGAAAUUUAGAACUUUACCAAGUGACAUGGAAAAGAAUGGUGUUCCAAAACAAGGUGAAAAGGAAAUCAUGGUAACUACUACUGCUUAUUUCGCUAAGAAAUACGAUAUUAAAUUGAAAUACCCAGAUGUUAAGAUGGUCAGUUUAGGUGGUAAGAACGUUGUUCCACCUGAAUGUUUAAUUAUUGUUCCAGGUCAAAAAUUAAAGGGUAUGGUUACAGAUGAAAAGGAAAUGAUUGAAUUCACUGCUUUGAGACCAGAAAAGAAGUUUAGAGCUAUCACUAAUCUAGCCUUACCAGCUAUCAAGAGAGCUUUAUCCACUGAAGAAGAAAAUGCUAAGGCUCCUCAUGAUACUGAAUACAGCUUCUUAAAGGUCCCAUCUCGUGUCAUUGAUGCCCCAGUAGUUCAAUUCAAAGAUAGUACAGUAGAAUAUGUUGAUAAGCCUUUUGGUACCAAGAAUGGUAAGAACAACCAUGAAGAAACAAAAGGUAAUUGGAAUUUAAAAGAACAUGAAUUUAUUUCUACUCCAGCUGAACCAAUGAAUUUAAGAGCCAUUUUCAUUAAUGAUUCUGAUAAUUCUCCGCCACUAUCCGUCAUGGAUGAUUUGAAGGCUUCUUUGGCUCAAUUCUCUUCUGAUGUUGCUGAUGUUGGUGUUCAUUUCGACACUAGUCAAGCUCCAAUCUUGAUUAACAGCUUCAAUGCACCAGCUAAGAAAGUUACCGGUGGUGGUGGUAGAGGUCGUGGUAGAGGCCGUGGUGGUAGAGGUGGCCGUGGUGGCAGAGGAGGUUUCGGUGGUGGCCGUCCAGUUACCACUUGGGAACUUACUCCAGGUGAAGAAAAAUUAUCUCAAAUGUUGGAAAAGGUCCCACCAAAGACUUACGUCCUGUUUGUCUUGGGUCGUGCUAAUGACUCUGGUAUUUACAAUAGAUUGAAAUAUUUAGCUGAUUUGAAAUAUGGUGUUCUAAAUAACUGUGUUAUUUGGAAUAACUUUAGAAAACGUUCAGUUCAAUAUAACGUUAAUGUUGUUAUGAAGAUGAAUUUGAAAUUAGGUGGUAUCAACCAUUCUUUGAGUCCAAAUGAUAUAUCACUUUUGAAAGAAAAGGAAACUGGUUUACCCUUCUUAGUCUUAGGUGCUGAUGUUACUCAUUACCCAGAAAAGGAUCAAAAUUCUAUUGCUGCCAUGGUCGGUUCCUUUGAUGAUAAAUUUGCUCAAUUCCCAGGUAACUAUUUGCUACAAAGUGGACCUGGUGAAGAAAUCAUUGCCGGUAUUGGCAACAUGGUUUUGAACAGAUUGAAAUUGUAUCAAGAACAUAACAACGGUAAAUUACCUCCAAAGAUUUUAUUUUACAGGGAUGGUGUUUCUGAAUCACAAUUCUCUCAAGUUGUUCAAAUCGAAGUUAAAAAUCUAAAGGAAACUAUUAAGAAAGUAGGUACUAAAUUGAAUAACGGUGUCGCAUACAACCCACCAAUUACUACAAUUUGUGUUGUUAAAAGAAACCAAGUUAGAUUUAUGCCAUUAGAAGAAAAUGCCAUCAAUGAAAAGGGUGAAGUUGCCGCUGUUCAAUCAUUCGGUAAUAUUAUGCCAGGUACCGUUGUUGAUCGUGGUAUUACAUCAAGUGCUCAUUUCGAUUUCUUCUUACAAUCUCAACAGCCAUUGAAGGGUACUGGUGUUCCAUGUCAUUACUGGUGUGUCUACGAUGAAAACCAAUUCGGUUCUGAUUACUUACAACAAGUUACUCAUGCUUUAUGUUACUUAUUUGGUAGAUCCAGUACAAGUAUUAAGGUUGCUUCCCCAGUUUACUAUGCUGAUUUGUUAUGUGAACGUGCUGCUCAAUACUUUAAGGCCAACUUUGAUAUUGCUCAAUUUGAAUUCUCUAAAGAAAGAAAGCACAAAGAUGAUAUUAUCCCAGCCGGUAAAUUACUACAACAUGUCCAUGACGAGGUUAAGGAUAUAAUGUACUAUAUCUAA
Molecule: messenger RNA, 3852 nt
Organism: Naumovozyma dairenensis CBS 421
Lineage: Eukaryota; Fungi; Ascomycota; Saccharomycetes; Saccharomycetales; Saccharomycetaceae
Exons: 1
Coding region: 1-3852 (1283 amino acids)
Molecular function (GO): RNA binding; protein binding
Source: RefSeq, a predicted model, not a curated record